CGGCUCUCGACUGGGCCGCCUUCUUGGGGAACGUCUUCAUGGUCCAAGAUUUACUGAAGGCAGGAACCACGCCCAACGUCACUGACCUGGCGGGCAACACGCCCCUCGUGCAGGCAGCCCAGGGAAGCCGCCCUCGAGUGGUGGAGGUCCUGCUCGCCCAGGGAGUCGACGUCGACCACCGGAAUAAGGACGGAAAUUCUGCUCUGGCCUGGGCUGCCUUCAACGGAAACCAUGUUAUUAUUGAGGACCUGUUGAACGCCGGUGCGAGAAUCAACAUCACAAAUAACCAUGGGAACACACCGCUGGUUCUUGCCUCGAAAAUGAAAACACUUGACAUCGUGAAACUCCUGCUGGAGAGGGGGGCGACGGUGACCCAGCAGGAUAAUCUUGGUAAAAACUGCAACACUGUCGGAACACCUGUUGGCACGUGCGUCUCGUCAGCUGAUUGCACGCGUCUGGACACGUUGCUGCCAGCUGAGAGUGUAAACAACAACACGACCAGAACAGCGAAUCUGCUUGUGAAUUUCGCUUGCGGCAGUGUUGACGGUGCGAUCUAGGUGUGCUGUCCACGUGAGUGAGGUCCUCCAUGGAAUCCUACUGAUAUUUAUCUUUGAUAAGAUAAGAUAACAGAUAUAUUUCAGUGGAUUUUGAGAUAUACAAGAAUCUGGUAUUGAUGAUGUUAUUGAUGUCUGUG
Messenger RNA from Penaeus vannamei (Pacific white shrimp), 694 nucleotides. Lineage: Eukaryota; Metazoa; Arthropoda; Malacostraca; Decapoda; Penaeidae. The record is from RefSeq and is a predicted model, not a curated record.